AAGAAGGUAGACCCAGACUCCCAGACCCAGCCAGACCUGAGCAGAAUGAGGGGCAACGGGAAGCGGUGACCUUUGACCUUUGCCGUGCGCUGCUGCUUUACGGCUUGCCUCGCCUUGACUGGCCGGGGACAAGCCAUGGCCUUACCUCAACUCCAUUCGCCCUGACCUUACCACCAUCCUACCUGAUCCUCAACUUCUCUCCCUCCGAGUAAACAUUGUCGCAGCCUUCCAAUCUACGGCCUCAUCACACACGUGUGCUACAUUCCUCUCGUAGCCUCCUCCGAUACACCCGCUCCCGAACCAGCUCUAGAGCUCAAGCUCCAGCUCCAGCUCCCACAUUUACCCCACCAUCACCAUCAUCACCAUGGCUUCCCACGAGCAAGAGGACACCAUGCCCGAGGAGACUCAGGGCUACAAGCUCUCCCAACCCAAGCAGAGUCUGGCCGAGUACCAGAAGAUGGACGAGAACGAUGAGUCUCUUCAGCGCUACAAGGAGUCCCUCGGCCUUGGCGGCGGCAAGGACCUCUCUGACGCUUCUGACCCCCGCGUCUGCAUCAUCCUCUCCCUGACCAUGGAGUCUCCCGGUCGCGACCCCGUCACCAUCGACCUGGCUGCUCCUGGCUCUGAGGCGACCCUGAAGGACAAGCCCUUCAAGAUCAAGGAGGGUGCCAAGUUCACCAUGGUCGCCAAGUUCAAGGUCCAGCACGAGAUUCUCAGCGGUCUGCAGUAUGUCCAGGUCGUCAAGCGCAAGGGAAUCAAGGUCAGCAAGGACUCUGAGAUGCUGGGCAGCUACGCUCCCAACACCGACAAGCAGACCACUUACACCAAGCGCUUCCAAGAGGAGGACGCUCCUUCCGGCAUGCUGGCCAGAGGUCACUAUAACGCUAUCUCCAGCUUCGUUGACGACGACAAGAAGACUCACUUGACCUUUGAGUGGUCUUUCGACAUUGCCAAGGACUGGUAGAGUGGACGAGGCCCUGAUGGCUGAACUACUCUCUCGCCCUGCCAUCAUUCUCGUCGACCCGAAAAGCUGUCUCGUCGCUCUCGUCUAUAACUUGGUCUUCCGAACUUAAUCUCUUUCUAGGAAGGAGAAGUCGCGCAUCGGUGGAUCCGAACCCGAUCAUGGUUGGGAGAACAUAUGUAGUGGAACUCGAGGUAGGCAGGCAGGACAACAUCUCACUCGUUCAUACACAACACGAAAAGAAUCAAAAAGGUCAAACCAGGCACGGCCAACACGCGGGAAACAUGGGUGGUGGACCAGGCCGAUGAAAUGCCCUUUUCUUCUCUUGCUAUACAACACACACACGCACACUCCCACAAAUUUUGCUCUCAACCUCUUACACUGGUUAUUGCACAUGAAGUCACGAUUACAAAAACAAAAAUUGGACGGUUUAGAUGGCAGAUA
Molecule: messenger RNA, 1405 nt
Organism: Colletotrichum acutatum
Lineage: Eukaryota; Fungi; Ascomycota; Sordariomycetes; Glomerellales; Glomerellaceae
Product: immunoglobulin E-set
Exons: 4
Coding region: 365-964 (199 amino acids)
Biological process (GO): Rho protein signal transduction
Cellular component (GO): cytoplasm; membrane; cytosol
Molecular function (GO): Rho GDP-dissociation inhibitor activity; protein binding
Source: RefSeq, a predicted model, not a curated record